Messenger RNA from Pelobates cultripes (western spadefoot toad), 6624 nucleotides. The record is from the annotation of a GenBank genome assembly. Lineage: Eukaryota; Metazoa; Chordata; Amphibia; Anura; Pelobatidae.
GUACAGCCCCCAGAGACAGACACAAAGGCUGCAGGGUUGCAGGUAGGAUUAUUUGGGUGGGUGGGAGGGGGCUGUGGUAGUGGGCUCCUCUUCUAAACCACUGAGUGCUUAUACAGCACACUGAGCUUAAUUUGUUGUGUGUGAAACUUUGCAGACACAAUUUCCCACUGAUAUGCAUGUGUUGCAGAUAUCACUGAAAAUAGAAUUCUUCUUCACCUCACUGUGUAGCACUCAUAAUAGGAUUAUUUGCUUUGGCGUUUUGCAUAAUGCAUUUUAUCAGCCCCUACUGACCAUAUUAUACUUGCAUUUAAAGUUAGUAGCAGUACUUGUGCCACGUCAGUUAUAAGAUGGAUUCAAAGAAAACCUAAUAUAUAAAAAGUGUCUGUUCCAAAAAGUGGUGCAAACAUGGAAAAAGGACAGAGUUGGCAAUAGAAUGUUCUGCUGGUUACAUUGGUUUCCAUGGUGACUGCCUCACUUUAGUACUGUAGACCACCUCAGCACACACCAUAUCAUCAAAGCUUCCAGUUGGCAGAUUAAUAAAUUACUUGUAGUGGUGAAUUUGAGGAUGGGUUACAUAUCAUGUUAUAAAGUCAAACUUCAAAUUGAUCAGACACCACAUUAACAGUUUUUUUUCCCCCAAGUGUAAACAGACCUUUGUAGUAGCAUAUGGUAAACUGUAAUGAAACCUAUUGUGAGAAAUAAUGUUAAUGAAUGUGAAGGAAAUAAAAAAAAAAAUGGAUACUACUUUGAUUCUUUGAUAAUGCUUUUAGAAUAUCACUCUAGUUGCCAAUUGCCCCUGUAGUAAGGAGGCAAAGGUCUGCUAGUUCAGUGUCAUCACACACAGCAUGAGAAGCAUUGAAUUGGCAGAGUGCUGUGAUUGCUAUACAUGCAUCCUGUGUCUCAAAUGCACAGCACGAUGACCCUGAAUGCGUCCAGUGCCUCUCAUAGAGAGCCACUAGAUUCAGUUCUUCUCUAUGAAAUGUAUCAGAUUGGCAGAACAAGGCAUUUGCCCCCAAUGCUUUAAAAAUGUUGGGGUAAUUUAUAAUGUUAGAAUAUUCUUUAUAAUUAUAAUUGAUCAGCUGUGUUCGUCUAACAUUUAUAGAUUUUUCAUGUUAGUCAAUGGUCAAAUACAUUUCCUGUGGAAUUCAGACACAAGCAUCCUAUUAUGCAAAAGGAAGCCUUGGCUUGAAGGUAGGUAAUUUUAGACACCAAUAGAGCAAGCUAAAACAUAGUGUUAUGUAGAGAUCUGCUAUUGUUAUUUUUGUUAAAAUGUGUACUUACCUGUUAAAUUCCAACAGCUGCUUUCUGUUUUUUCCUGAACGUGAUGGAGGGCAAGUUAUUUAAUAUGAAAUGUAUCUGCCUAUGCUUAUAGUACAAGACCUGGACAAGAUUAUCUGCAGGCCUUCAAUACCGAAAAUGCAGAUUUAUUAACCUUAUCCUGGGGAGAUGUCCUUGCUCCUCCAGCCAGGCUUGCAAUAUGUUCUUAAAGGUUAUCAUGUUGCUGAUGGCUUGGGUGACUCAAAAUAUCUUGUUCUUCUCUGGUUGAGUGAACCCAUGCUGGGAUCUUGGCAUUAGCAAGAUCAGCAUCCAUGUCCUCCUGGUUUACCUUAAGUUUGAUCCUUCUCUCUUUUAAUAUCAUAGCAAAGACUCCCCAGUACCUGGAAUCUUUGUCCACUUCAUUCAUAUAAAUAUUGUAACUUGUAACAAAAAAAGUCCAUAAUCUGUGCUUCUUUGUUGCAUAGUGUAAAGAGGCGCCCAGUGAAAAUGACUUGCAGUGGGCUUGUCUGUUGAAUAACAUCUUCACUGUCUGUUUUAUUAUUGGAGCUUCACUACAUUAAUUGCUCUUCACUACGUCCCUGCAGUUGUGUUCAGACUGGAUGAGUGCCCACGACUAGAUAGAAAGUAGCGGCAGUGGUUUACUAGACAAAAAAAACCCAAUAUUUCCAAAACUUUAGAUGAAAAUUACCAGAUUUGACUAAUUACAUGACGUAAAGUCAUGAUUUUAUUAAGGACACGGAGGCUCUGAUUAGGCUUAUCACUUUCUUUUAUUCCUCAGCAGCAAAGAAAGCGAAGGUAUUUAUAAUAUAGAAAAAAUGAACAAAAUACCCUCACUGGGUUAAACCAUUGCAUCACUAUAUCCUAUCCAAUAGGAACAGUCCACAUAACAUAUAGUCCCAUUUGACCCCCAUCUCUUCCUCUUUCCUGUUGAUGCAGAAGCUAAUAUUUAAUAACAGCAAUUAACCAAUCAACUGAAACAUCAGAAAACGUGCAGGUAACCGAAAAUCUUGGCGAAUGAUCCUUCCUAGAGAGAGAUGGAUUUUCGGAACCGAUCCUCUCGAACUGUGGAAGAUGUCGAUGUUGUCAUGAUGUCAUAACUUUCAGGCUAGAGGGGGACAGAGAGAACAAAUGGUAAAAUAUGUUCUCCCAACUAUUUUCAUAUUAUCAUAGUAUUAAACCAUCCUAAAUAUAAUCCUUUGCUAUCUGAAUCACACAUUUCUAUGGUAACUGUUGAAAUUUUUAAGAGUCAGGCAUUAAGCAACAGAGACUCCAUCAUGUACUAUGAACAACUUUUCACAUAUCUGGGUUGGGAUACAAAAAGUCCAAACUUACCAUAUCUGGGUAGGCUAAUACUCGCUUCCGUGUCCUUAAUAAAAUCAUGACUUUACGUCAUGUAAUAAGUAAAAUCUGGUAAUUUUAUUAAAGGACAGGGAGGCUCUUAUUAGGCUAGUUUACAGCUGUGAAAAAAUAACCGUAGAUGAAACAUGUUCUGUAGGUCUAAAAUAGUAUUCUCUAAACGUAGAUUAACGGGACCAAUCCGCCGUUCUGAGAAGGUCUUCCAAUCUACAGCCCAAAUUGAAAAUCUUUGACGCCAUGGCUCCUCUAGUAGCGUGAGCACCAUAUAUAGAUGUAUCCACGUUCGCCAAGGUCAUUAUCCAUUUCAUCCACCGGACUAGCGUUAUUGUUGAUACCGGGUAAUGAGGCAUUUUGGUGGCUAAAAACAAUUCUUGAUGUACUGGACUCCUGAAUUCCCGGGUUCGUUUUUCGUAUUCUUGUAGGCAAGCUACCUGACAGAAAUUGACAUUAUGUGGGAAUGCCGGAUAGGAAACCGAGGUAGUCGAUGAUUUAGUUCGUCUGGAAAUGUUGAAUGACACUCCCGUGGGUGUGAAAGAUUGUGCAUCUAUGUCUAAUGCCCGGACAUCUGAGACCCGUUUGCAGGAUAUCAGGGAAAGUAGCAUGGCCAGUUUUGCCGAUAGUUGUUCAAGUGUGAGUCCCUCAUUUUGUGGCCAUGAUUCUAACAAACGAAGGACUAGGUUCACAUCCCACACCGUCGUGUAUCGAGGCUAGGGUGGUCAAGCAAAUUUUAUGCCUCGUAGGAGCUGGCACACCAGCAGUUGUUGGCCAGCCGGAGUCCCCUCUAGUCCUCGAUGGCUGGCAGAGAUAGCCGAUCUGUAGACGUUAAUGGUAUGGUAGGCCAGUCCUUGGUUAUAUAGAUUGGUAAGGAAACAUAACAGGUAGGUCAGAGGAGCACCUACGGGAUCCACCUGUUCCAUGCACCAACUACACCAUCCGUUCCAGGCAUAUAGGUAGGAUCAUCUCGUUCCAGGUGCCCAUGCCCCUGCCAGUAGGUCGAGAGUGUCCUGUGAAACAGCUGGUAUGACCCAGGGUCCCCGGAAAGGAACCAUCGGGAACUCAUCGGGAUCAAAUAGGGGUUCCCCUUGUGGGUCCAGGAUAGCGGAUGUAUCUGCGUUGUCUAUAGUGGGUAUGGCUGUUUUGCGUGUUGGGCUGUGGCCCAUGGAGGAAACCUCUGAUUCAGUGGAGCCGAUGUCAUCGGGCUCGUUCAAGGCCUCCUCCGAAUCCGAAUCCAAGUCGGAUGAGUCUGAUAAGGCUUUUGCCCUUCUCCAUGUCUGCGCCUUUUUUGCCCGGCGGGUGGCUCUUUUUUGUGGGGGCCCCACAACCUCAAUGUUGACAGGAUGCAACCUGUCUGUAAAAACUGUUUUGGAGGCAUGCAGUGAUAGGCAGAAUAUUGCAGGCAAGGCACAGAACAGGAAUGGCCGCUGGGGUGCACUGGCAAGCUGACAGACAGUUGUCUGGCCCAAUCAGCUCACGCCCGCCCUUCAGUGGGCUGUGCGAGCCGGGAAAAAAGCGUGGCAAAUUUUGGCCACACAAUAUGGCCGCCCCGAUGCGCAGCCGCGACUGCGCAUACGCGAGCGGCACCCGACCGUGGACCGGGCCCAGAGUGAACUGACGAUUCCCGAGAGGGUGUCCCACAUCUGGGCGGCCGGCUACCGCGAUCCGCGUGACUUUGGGUAAUAAACUACCUGGAAUGUGAGGGGGAAGAACGGGUUAACCGCCCUAGCGGGCGGGACAAACUCGGGGGGGAUGGGGAGCGCAGUCAGCAGCCGCUCCCCCUAGGUGGUUCCCCUGAAGGGGUUAGCACAGUAAAAACAAUAAAGCACUAAAAAGUGAUAAAGAAAUUAAGCAUUAUAUCUAACAAGCAGAAUUUAAACAAAACAUGCAAAUAUAAAUACAGACAGUAAGUCAUGUCAGAGUGAUAAAAUGGUGGUACUUAGCUGAGGCAGCAGCAAAGAAAGAGGAAGAGAUGGGGGUCACAUGGGACUAUAUGAUAUGUGGACUGUUCCUAUUGGAUAGGAUAUAGUGAUGUAAUGGUUUAACCCUGUGAGGGUAUUUUGUUCAUUUUUUCCCUAUAUUAUAAAUACCUUAGCUUUCUUUGCUGCUGAGGAAUAAAAGAAAGAGAUAAGCCUAAUAAGAGCCUCCGUGUCCUUUAAUAAAAUUAGAUUUUCUAUUCAACAUUUAAACAUUGUAUAAUUAACUGAUCUUUUUUAUUGCAGAUAAGUUCUUUAAUGGAUGUAUGAACGAAGACCUUCCAGACCAGAAUAUGGUAGAUAAAGACAAAUCUUCAUCUUCUAAAAUCAAGACAGACUGGAUUGACACAAGCCAAAAAGUACUUUCUGACACAGGAUCAUCUGAAAAAGUAAAGGAAGACGAUUGUUCUUUGGACAAUGAAACAGAGAUUCCACAAAAUCAUAAUUUCCCCAAACCCAAGUCUACAAAGCUUGGUUUAGAAAAAGACAGUGUCACACAAGCUGGCUGCAGAAAAGACCGUACUGUCCAGGAGGGAGCGAAAACAUCAACACAGGAAAAAACACAGAAGUUGUAUCUGUGUCUGGAGUGUGGCAAAUGUUUUAAUCAUAGUUCAACCUUGGCUAGACAUAAAAGAGACCAUAGAGGGGAAAAACCAUACACCUGUACAGAAUGUGGGAAAAGUUAUACUCGGAGCUCUAACUUGGUAAUACAUCAAAGGACGCACACUGGUGAAAAGCCAUAUGAUUGUACAGAAUGUGGAAAAAGCUUCAACUGCUGUUCUGCUCUGGUGACGCACUACAAAAGUCACACAGGUGAGCGGCCUUACACCUGCAUAGAAUGUGGGAAAAGCUUUAGAGAUCGCUCCACAUUGGUGGUUCACCAAAGAAUCCACACAAAUGAGAGGCCUUACGUGUGUGAAGAAUGUGGAAAGAGUUUUGCACGAGGCGUACGGCUUGUUAAACACAAGAAAACGCAUAAAGGAUUUAGGUUGUAUACAUGUGAGGAAUGCGGUGUGAGCUACACCAGUAACUCUAGCUUAUGUAAACAUCAGAGGGUCCACAAAGGUGUAAAAUGCUACAUAUGUGCAGACUGUGGGAAGUCCUUCACCCGCAAGACCUACCUUACCAGACACCAAACAACUCACAAAAGGGAGACUCCAUAUGUUUGUUCUGAGUGUGGAAAAAGUUUUACACGAGGUUCAAGCCUAGUUAUUCACCAGAGAACUCACGAGGGAGACAAACCUUUUGCUUGCGUGGAUUGUGACAAGACCUUUAAAAGCCUGUCUAGUCUGACUAUGCACGAGAUAUCACACACCGGGGGGAGACCAUAUAUAUGCAGAGAGUGUGGGAAAUCCUUUACCCAGAACUCAAUUUUCAAGGCACAUGAAAAAACCCACAUGUUGGGGAAGGACAGUGCUUAUGAUACAUUUAAUGAACACUACAGUCAAGUCUCUGAUUACAUUGAUCACCAAAAGACCCAUAUGUAAACCUAAAAAGGAUGAAGUUGAGUGAGAAUGAAUUGCUUGACCAUUUUCUUAAUCUUAAUGUACAUUUCCUGGUUAAAUACUUUGCUGUUAUUAUUAUUAAUAUAUAUGAAAAUGAGCAGUGUUUCACUACAAAGGUUCUAUCAACAGUCAUUAUAAUACUAAAGAAAUUAUUUUAUCACAAUAUUAACUACUAACAUAAAUGAUAUUUUAUAUAACCCAUAAAUCCACUUCUCGGUCUGUAGAUUAUUAUUCUUACUUCAAUUUACUAAACACACACCAUAAAGUACAAUAGUGGAAUAUUCACAUUGAUUCUGUAAAAAAGAUUUGCUCCGAUUAUGCGACCGUCCAUCAAAACACAUCUUUUGUUUUUAUUGCUGGAAAUAUGGUCCCCUACUGUACACACAUAAUACUGUACAUUAAUAAUAAAGUGGGUCAAAUUAAAAUUAUCAGUGAAUGUGUCUGUAGUUGGAUGUACGUGUGCCUAUGAGUGAAUGCCUGUUUGUGUCUGCAUGAUUGUUUCUUGUGAGUGUCCU